Oryctolagus cuniculus (rabbit) is the source of this 1044-nucleotide messenger RNA. It is a transcript of the gene EMC4, whose product is annotated as ER membrane protein complex subunit 4. NCBI's taxonomy places the organism in Eukaryota, Metazoa, Chordata, Mammalia, Lagomorpha, Leporidae. The record is from RefSeq and is a predicted model, not a curated record.
AACGCGCUUAGGCCCGCAGCGGAAGUGACGUCAUACACCGGCGCCGGAAGUGUUCUUGCAGAACGGGACCUUGAAGUUAGGGACGCUAGUGGGCCUGCGGCAGGCGUACGGUUUGGGGUGAGAAGUUUCCCGGCUUUAGUAAGCGGUCGUUGCUAUGACAGCCCAAGGGAGCCUGGUCGCGAACCGAGGCCGGCGCUUCAAGUGGGCCAUUGAGCUGAGCGGGCCUGGAGGAGGCAGCAGGGGCCGAAGUGACCGGAGUAGUGGUCAGGGAGACUCACUGUACCCAGUCGGUUACUUGGACAAGCAAGUGCCUGAUACCAGUGUGCAGGAGACAGACCGGAUCCUGGUGGAGAAGCGUUGCUGGGAUAUUGCCUUGGGUCCCCUGAAACAGAUUCCUAUGAACCUCUUCAUCAUGUACAUGGCAGGCAAUACGAUCUCCAUCUUCCCCACGAUGAUGGUGUGUAUGAUGGCCUGGCGACCCAUUCAGGCACUUAUGGCUAUUUCAGCCACUUUCAAGAUGCUAGAAAGUUCAAGCCAGAAAUUUCUUCAGGGUUUGGUCUAUCUGAUUGGGAACCUGAUGGGUUUGGCAUUGGCUGUUUACAAGUGCCAGUCUAUGGGAUUACUGCCUACACAUGCAUCAGAUUGGUUAGCCUUCAUUGAGCCCCCUGAGAGAAUGGAGUUCAGUGGUGGAGGAUUACUUCUGUGAACCUGGCCUAUGUAUCCGCUUCUCAUGUACAUCCUUCUUCAGUCUCCAUUGGCUCUUAAGCACACCCUUACAGUGAUCACUGAUGUUGGAAGAACCAAUAGCUGUUUUCCCCUGGAGAGACAGCUUCCAGAAGGACAAUGUGCAUAUUACUGCUGUCAUAAAGAAAUUGUACCACAACCCCUGACUGAAAAUAAUGUAGAAAACUUUAUUUAUGUUUCCAAUACAGAGCAAAACAAACAUGACCAGAACUCUAUGUAAACAAAAGAACAGUUGCUGCUAAGUCAGUAACUAUAGCAGCAUUUCAAUAAAUUAAAUGGUUGAGAACAAUGCUUAAAAAA